GCGCUAGGCGCUGUCCGUCACACAGCGGAGGGGUGUGACGGGCGGGGAGCGAGUUCAUGUCCCGCCCCAGGCCCGCAGCUGCAGCUGGGCUGAGCCGCGCUCGGAGCGUGGGGAGCCGGGGCCGCUGCGCCGCGGGGAGCUGCACCGCCGGCCCCUGACGGACGGAGAGGCGCCAUGGUGGAGUACUACGAAGUGCUGGGCGUGCCCCGAAACGCCUCCUCGGACGACAUCAAGAAGGCGUACAGGAAGGCGGCGCUGAAAUGGCAUCCGGAUAAGAACCCGGAGAACAAGGAACACGCCGAGCGGAAGUUCAAAGAGAUCGCGGAGGCCUACGAAGUGCUGUCGGACAAGGAGAAGCGUGACAUCUACGACUGCUAUGGCAAGGAAGGCCUCAUGGGAGCAGCAGGGCCUGGGGGAUCAAGAGCCGGCGCAGGAGUCCCCGAAUUCACCUUCUCCUUCCGCAGCGCCCACGACGUCUUCCGGGAGUUCUUCGGCGGGCGGGAUCCCUUCUCUGAGCUCUUCGAUGAGAUGCUGCCGUUCUCAGAACUGCGGGGAGCUGGCCUUGGACACCCCGGACCAGGCUCCUUCUUCUCGUCUUUCCCGGCAUCCUCAGAUUUCUUCUCCUCGUCCUUCAGCCCUGGCACCGACCCCGGAAUCGGCUUCCGCUCGGUUUCCACCUCCACCACCUUCGUCAAUGGCAAACGCAUCACCACGAAGAGGAUUGUGGAGAACGGGCAGGAGCGGGUGGAGGUGGAAGAGGACGGGCAGCUGAAAUCAAUCCACGUUAACGGUGUCCCUGACGACAUGGCGCUGGGGCUGGAGCUGAGCCGCCGGGAGCAGCAGGCCCUGCCGGGCCGGGCCUCGCACUCGCCCCCCGCACCGCCGCGGCCCCGCGGCUCGUCCCCGGUCUGCCUGUACACGGACAGCGAGGAGGAGGACGAGGAUCUGCAGCUGGCCAUGGCCUACAGCCUGUCUGAGAUGGAGGCCGCGGGGCAGCACAGAGCAGGUGUGUUCUGAGGGACGCGCCGCGGGGACCCUGCCAUGUGCAGUCGCCCAGGGAGGCUGGUCACACCCGGACAUCGCUCUGUUUCCGCACUCCCCCCCUCCCCCCCAGUACCCCCGGGCUGCGUAGUGGGGGGUCUCUCCUGUCACUGUCUGCUGAGCAGUGUGUAGUCGGCUGUAGCUAGUGAGGAGGGGGCACGGCAUCUGUGCUGGGGCCUGACGGGGCAAUGCCCUGCCCGUGGGGCCCUGACAGCUCUGCAGGGCAGCUGUGCCAGGGGGCCCCGGGGGGAGGGGGGCUGGGGGACAGAGCCCUGGGCACCUCCAGCCCAGCCCAGUCCUGCUCUGCUGGGGGUUGCAGCUGGAAGAGGGCUGACUGCAGGGCUGGAGGCAGCCCAGGGGAAGGAGUAAGGGCCCCCACAACCCCCAUGGGGGAGGGAGCUGCAGCUGGAAGAGAUGGAGGAUUCUCCUUCAGGGCCUGCACAGGGGGAGGAGACUUACUCCAGCAGCCUCCCCACCCCCCCUUCCCCUUACAGCUGGGCAGGAGCCGCUCUAAGGCUGCGGAUGCAGGGGGGUGGAAGGAGGGUGCCUGUGCCCUGCGGGUCCUGCUGUGCAACCCCCUUGCUGCUGUGGGGCUGCGCCAGCCACCAGGGAGCGGACCCUGCUGUCAGUCAAUAAACUGUUUGCAAUAGA
Molecule: messenger RNA, 1692 nt
Organism: Caretta caretta (loggerhead turtle)
Lineage: Eukaryota; Metazoa; Chordata; Testudines; Cheloniidae
Product: dnaJ homolog subfamily B member 2
Biological process (GO): protein refolding; ERAD pathway; positive regulation of proteasomal ubiquitin-dependent protein catabolic process
Cellular component (GO): endoplasmic reticulum membrane; cytosol
Molecular function (GO): Hsp70 protein binding; ATPase activator activity
Source: RefSeq, a predicted model, not a curated record